This is a messenger RNA of Penicillium brasilianum, 2830 nucleotides long. NCBI's taxonomy places the organism in Eukaryota, Fungi, Ascomycota, Eurotiomycetes, Eurotiales, Aspergillaceae. The record is from the annotation of a GenBank genome assembly.
CAAGUUGAUGCUGACAAUAUAUACUUGAGAUUUAAAUGCGUCGAUUGUACUCCGGAACUUCAGAAUGGAAAUUUCAGUAAUAAUAUCUAAAAAUUCCCACAGACUCCCUUUGUGAUCGAAUACGAUCUCCUCGACACGGAGUUUACAAAAUGAAACCUUCGUAAUGGUCAUGUUCGCCAUUCGGCACAAUCAGCGUCGGUUAGUAUCGGGUGGACGAGACCAUUCAUGACCAUUUAUGACUCUAAGCUAUACAGACUUCCACAUCGUCGGCUGGGCCAUGUCACCUGGAAUGCCUCUGGAAAAAUAUACAGUGCACUGGAAAAAUAGCCCCGGGCUUUUUUGCAGGUCAUCCGACAUCUUCUCGGAGUAGCACCGUCCGGUGUAGUGGGGGGUUCCUGGCCCGCGGACUGGUCGGUAGCCUAUUUUCGGAUAGUCGGAGAUUGUUUCAUUUGUCGUUCUUAUUUGGGCCCCGGUCAAUGGAAUGGAGAAUGAGGACGGAGUACAUGCUAAUGUAUAAUCAUAGGCUAAAUGCUAUGAUUUGCCCAGAGACGGCGUUGGCAUCAGGUAUUCAGAUCGAGAGAGGGGGUAAAGGAGCAGGCAAGCUCUGCCCCUCAUACAAAGUACUCCGUACCACAUAAUCGGAGUCGGCAAUUGAAUAAGACCUUAGGAAUUCAAGACUCAGCACGGUCAGAUGCUUAGAAAACAAACCCGCUCCAGACCUUCGCCCGAAUGCGGCAAUGAUGAUGCUGCUGCCCCACGUCCCUCCACCGGACCCCAACACGCCGGACACAUUGACGCCAUCUUUUCUUUUCUUCUUCUUCCUCAGACCUUCAGCCAAAUAAACCCCCUUGAUCCCCGUGAUACCCCCGUUUGUGCUACGUUUAUCGCUGUCAUCAUGCCUGCUUUCGCGCAGGCCUCCGAUCUCAAUGCCUGGAAGGAGCUCCAGGAGCACCACACCACUCUGGGCCGCAACAUUGUCCUGAAGGAGUACUUCCAAAAGGACCCUAAGCGCUUCGAGAAGUUCAGCCGCACCUUUGCCAACCCCGUCGACAAUGCCGACAUUCUCUUUGAUUUCUCCAAGAACUUCCUCACCGAGGAGACCCUGUCUCUGCUGGUGAAGCUGGCCAAGGAGGCCGGCGUUGAGGAGCUCCGCGAUGCCAUGUUCCGUGGUGACCACAUCAACUUCACCGAGGACCGUGCUGUCUACCACGCUGCUCUCCGCAACACUUCCAACGAGCCCAUGCAAGUGGAUGGCAAGAGCGUCGUCGAGGAUGUUAACGCCGUUCUGGAGCACAUGAAGGAGUUCUCCGAGCAGGUCCGCAGCGGUGAGUGGAAGGGUUACACCGGCAAGAAGAUCAACACCAUUAUCAACAUUGGUAUCGGUGGUUCCGAUCUCGGCCCCGUCAUGGUCACCGAGGCCCUCAAGCCCUACGGUCACCCGGACCUGAAGCUUCACUUCGUUUCCAACAUUGACGGUACUCACGUCGCUGAGGCCCUCAAGGAGUCCGACCCCGAGACCACCCUGUUCCUCAUUGCCUCCAAGACCUUCACCACUGCUGAGACCACCACCAACGCCAACACUGCUAAGAGCUGGUUCCUGCAGACGGCCAAGGAUGAGUCGCACAUUGCGAAGCACUUCGUCGCCCUCUCGACCAACGAGGCCGAGGUGACCAAGUUCGGCAUUGACAGCAAGAACAUGUUCGGGUUUGAGUCCUGGGUUGGUGGCCGCUACUCCGUGUGGAGUGCCAUCGGUCUGUCCGUGGCUUUGUACAUUGGCUACGACAACUUCCACCAGUUCCUCGCCGGUGCCCACGCCAUGGACAAGCACUUCCGUGAGACCCCUCUGGAGCAGAACAUCCCCGCCAUUGGCGGUCUGCUGAGCGUCUGGUACAGCGACUUCUUCGGUGCCCAAACCCACUUGGUUGCUCCUUUCGACCAGUAUCUGCACCGCUUCCCUGCCUACCUGCAGCAGCUCUCCAUGGAGAGCAACGGCAAGGCCAUUACCCGCUCCGGCGAGUAUGUCAAGUACACCACCGGCCCCAUCCUGUUCGGUGAGCCCGCCACCAACGCCCAGCACAGCUUCUUCCAGCUGCUGCACCAGGGCACCAAGCUCAUCCCCGCCGAUUUCCUGAUGGCCGCCGAGUCCCACAACCCCGUUGAGGGUGGCAAGCACCAGCGCAUGCUGGCCUCCAACUUCCUUGCUCAGUCUGAGGCCCUGAUGGUCGGUAAGACUCCCGAGGAGGUCAAGGCCGAGGGUGCUCCCGACAACCUCGUCUCCCACAAGACCUUCCUGGGUAACCGUCCCACCACCUCCAUCCUGGCCCAGAAGAUUACUCCCGCUACCCUGGGUGCUCUGAUCACCUACUAUGAGCACGUCACCUUCACCGAGGGUGCUAUCUGGAACAUCAACUCGUUCGACCAGUGGGGUGUUGAGCUGGGCAAGGUCCUCGCCAAGAAGAUCCAGAAGGAGCUGGAGACCGCCGGCGCAGGUGGUGACCACGACGCCUCUACCAGCGGUCUGCUGUUGGCCUUCAAGGCCAAGGCUAAUCUGGCCUAGAGUUUUUAUGUCUUAUAAAUAGGCUUGCAUCGAGCCUUUGUGGACGAUGGAGGCGGCUAUGAUGAAGCAACGAACGAUUUCUUUGAUCCCUUUUAUCCAAUUAUCCUCUUUUCAAUACAAAAUUCAAUUGAUUUUCAAGUAUUCGUGAUCAUUUUCAGCAAAUAAGAUCUGAGAAUUGUUAUCAAUUUGUCGGUUGAUUUCUUUACACUGUAAGACGUCGGAAUGUAUAAUCGCUCAGUAGCUAGCUAAGGGAUGUUGAUCAAGCCAAGCCAC